AUGAUAUUACCUAUCGACUAUGGUAUUGUUACUAACGAAGCAGUAAGCAAAUACGGUUCUCAAGGAGAUCCUUUUCUAUUCAGUAACCUUAAAGUCCUCAGCUUACAACUGAAGUUCAUCUUUGGACUUUUGACGGUGAUCCGAAAUGCCUCUAGUGUUCUGCGUGCUAUGAUCUCGGACUCAAACGAUAGUAGAGUAACCUCUACCUCACCUCGAAGUUUUGAUGAGUUAAUCUGCGGUCUGCUUCGAGCGGCGUGA
Necator americanus (New World hookworm) is the source of this 258-nucleotide messenger RNA. RefSeq lists its product as uncharacterized. The record is from RefSeq and is a predicted model, not a curated record. Lineage: Eukaryota; Metazoa; Nematoda; Chromadorea; Rhabditida; Ancylostomatidae. The transcript has 2 exons. The coding region runs from base 1 to 258 and encodes 85 amino acids.